CACAGCUAUUUGGCCCUUUAGGCAAAACCUUUUUCGGUGGAUAAUCAGGGCUGCAUUUUUGUGCAUUGCCAUUUUAUAAUUGCAUAUUACAUCAUGAGCACACAUCAGAUGAACAGACCACAUCAAUAUGGCUCGUCCAAUGGGUAUACAGAUCAUUCAUAGUAAAAACUAAACGUUUGCCAUUCAAUAUCAAUCCGUAAGUUGACACUAGCGAUACACAACCCUGCUCUUUCUGCCUGACAUCAGCCUAGAUAUCUAUGACCUAUUUGUAACGUAAAACAUGGUGAUAAUACCUCAUCAGACGUAAAGCUUGAGUUGUCUUCCUUUCAUGCUAUUCAUAACCUUGCGUCAUUUAAGGAACGUAUUCCCGAGAAAUAUGGCUAUAAAUAGAUCCAUGUCAAUGUGUUAACAUGUUAUACCGGGAAUGAUAGUGAGGCUCAUAACGCGAAGGGCCCUUCAGAUUCAAGAUUACAAAAUGUCAAAGUAUGAUAUCACAAUGAAGGGAGGUGAAGGCACGACGAAAACGACCAAUAUGGCUGGUAUCGUCCACGACGGGAUGGGUAAUACCUACACUACCAACCACAACCAAGAAAACAGGCAGCAAACAUACAAUAUUGAAAAUGCCCAAGGCGUCGUAGGUGGGCAGGACAUGCGAGGCGCAUCUGUGAAUCAAGGGGGAAUCACAGGGCCAAGAUCAGGACCCAUUGCAUACUUCGAAGGAAAAGCUCGUUCGGACAUCUCUGAGGUGGACAUUAUUGGUCUCCUACAGGAGAAGAAGCUAGAGAAACACAUACCACUGUUCCAGACACAUGGCAUUGAUGGGGAUUUAUUGUCUCAGCUCAACGAGGAUGAACUUAAAGCCUUUGGCAUUGACGACUCGUUUGAAAGGAAGAAAAUACUUAAUCUGAAGAAAUUUCUUCCCAAAUAAUAUAUUCGCACAUUCUUAUCGACAAUUUAAUGAACAUGUGCAAUGCACUGCCGUGCCGAUGCGAUGCAUGCCAAUAUGAAUUAUCUGAUGGCUGCUCACUGUAUUUAGAUCCACAGACACUUCCUUUAUCAUUUGAACCUUAGUUUUAGCAUUGCAUAAUGUUAUCAUCCAUUAUAACAUAAUAAACGUUGAAUUUGACAACAGUGUUGUCAUAUGGAACAUGACAGUUCUGAGAAUAAGGAAACAACAACAAUCAUCUCACCCCCCUUCUACGAAUAAGAAAACAACAGUCAUAUCAUCCACCUUCUCAUUCGUAUUCAUGGAAAAAAUACUUCUGCAAAUUAAGAUCGAUUAUUUGUAGAAAAUAGAAACUGCAGUGUAUGUUUGGGUGCAUAAGUAAUGCUAAAACUGUGAUAUGUUAUAAUAAUUACUAGCCUUUUAUUGCAAUUUAUCAUCCAAAACUGAUAAAUCUCACACUCAUGUCUUUUGAUAUAAAUUAUAUCAACACUCGUUUUCCACUUUCAUCAAUUUGUGUUGAUAAAUUUGAUUUUGAUGAGCGUG
This is a messenger RNA of Haliotis rufescens (red abalone), 1489 nucleotides long. RefSeq lists its product as uncharacterized. The transcript has 4 exons. Gene Ontology annotation, molecular function: protein binding. NCBI's taxonomy places the organism in Eukaryota, Metazoa, Mollusca, Gastropoda, Lepetellida, Haliotidae. The coding region runs from base 425 to 928 and encodes 167 amino acids. The record is from RefSeq and is a predicted model, not a curated record.